Pseudovirgaria hyperparasitica is the source of this 654-nucleotide messenger RNA. RefSeq lists its product as uncharacterized. The record is from RefSeq and is a predicted model, not a curated record. The transcript has a single exon. The coding region runs from base 11 to 613 and encodes 200 amino acids. Gene Ontology annotation, molecular function: protein binding. NCBI's taxonomy places the organism in Eukaryota, Fungi, Ascomycota, Dothideomycetes, Acrospermales, Acrospermaceae.
CACGGUCCAGAUGGGUGAGUCCUGGGACUGGAAACCGGACGGCGGGAUUCCUAUUCUAAGUCAUGCUAAGGAGUACAUCGGGAGCAGUAGGAUCCUCCCACCAUCACUGAUGCGUGGUGCUUUUUUUCAAGGAGAUGCUAGCGACGAUCGCCUCUAUGCUUUCGGUGGUACGGCCUACUACGGUAACACCAGCUUCCCGGGAUGGGUUGAUAUGCCCGAUGCACCACCACUAUGGGUUUUCAACACCCACAACAACACUUGGAUUGAGCAGAAUACCAGUAUUCCUUUGCAGAGGCCGAACAAUGGAGCUGCGGCGGAUGCGCUUGAAGCAGGCCUAUCGUUUUACCUGAACGGGCAAUCGGAUAACACUACUCAAUCCAAGAACACCCCGAAUCGAAAUGGCACUUCCAUUAUGGACGGCCUCUUGGUAUUCGAUCAUCGGAAUAUGUCAUCGGUGAGGAACGUUUCCACCGAAUUUGAGGGUGGCAGGUUUCCCAGGAUUGGAGGGACGAUGAACUACAUCUCACGUUUCGGACAUGAGGGUAUCCUAGUGUCGCUCGGUGGAUUGUGGGCAAACAAGACGGCGAAACCAACUCUGGAGAUGGUCGGUUGAUUGAGAAGUUGUUCUCGAUGCCCGAAGCUAACAAAGUAAAG